UUAAAGUGGUUUCUGUUUGUAUUCCUCUGCUUUAUUGGACAAUCUUCAGAAGAAGCUGAUGAGGUGAAAAUCGGAGCCAUCUUUUCGUUUGGCACCACAAACGGCAAAGUUGCCAAAAUUGCCAUGGAAGCUGCUGUUCAAGACGUUAAUUCUGAUCCCUCACUUCUCGGUGGAAGAAAACUUGCUCUCACCCUGCAUGAUUCAAACUACAGCGGAUUCCUAGGGAUCAUUGGAGCAUUACAAUUCAUGGAGACCGAUACUGUAGCUGUAAUUGGCCCUCAAAGUUCUGUGAUUGCCCAUGUACUCUCUCACCUUGUCAACCAACUCCAUGUCCCCCUCCUAUCUUUCACGGCAUUGGACCCAACACUAUCACCUCUACAGUACCCCUACUUCAUUCAGACAGCUCCCAACGAUCUUUUUCUAAUGACUGCUGUAGCAGAUAUGAUUAGUUAUUUUCAAUACAGAGAAGUCGUUGCUAUUUUCUCAGACGAUGAUCAAGGUAAAAAUAGUAUUACCGCUCUAGGUGAUAAACUUGCUGAGAGGCGCUGUAAGAUAUCAUACAAGGCAAUACUCCCCCCUGAACCUAUAUCUAGUCGUGACCUGAUCGUGGACCAGUUGGUUAAGGUCACAUCAAUGGAAUCUCGAGUUAUUGUUCUACAUACAUUAUCCAUAACAGGUCUCAAGGUCUUUGAGAUUGCCCAUGACCUUGGCAUGAUGACUAGUGAAUAUGUUUGGAUAGCUACUUCUUGGCUUUCCAGUACCCUCGAUUCAACUUCAGUUUCACCAAAGGUGGCUACCUCUAUGCAAGGUGCUCUCACCCUUCGCUCCCACACACCUGAUUCCCCAAAGAAGAGGGCUUUUUUAUCAAGGUGGAACAAGUUGAGCAAUGGCUCCAUAGCUUUGAAUGUUUAUGGUCUAUAUGCCUACGAUACUGUUUGGAUGAUUGCCCAUGCAGUCAAAGAGUUUUUCGAUAAUGGAGGCAAAAUCACCUACUCGAAUGAUUCCAAUUUGAACAGUUUUGCUGGAAAGACAAUGAAUCUUGCUGCUCUCAGCAUAUUUGAUGGUGGUAACCAACUGCUUAGUAACAUAUUAAAGACCAAUAUGACUGGGGUAAGUGGUCCCAUUGCAUUUAACCCAGAUAGAUCCAUGCCCCGUCCCUCAUUUGAUGUUCUCAAUGUAGCUGGCAAAGGAUUGAUGAGGCAAAUAGGAUACUGGUGUAACUACUCUGGGCUAUCCGUUGUGCCUCCGGAAUCUCUUUAUGCCAAACCAGCAAACAGGUCAAGUUCCACUCAACGAUUGGAUCAGGUUAUAUGGCCAGGGCAAACUACAAAAAGACCACGUGGAUGGAUAUUUCCCGACAAUGGUAGGCCAUUAAGGAUUGGAGUCCCAAGGAGAGUGAGCUACAAAGCUUUUGUUUCAGAAGAAGAAGGAAGUGGAGUGGUCCAUGGAUACAGCAUAGAUGUCUUCCUUGCAGCCUUAAAGUGUCUUCCAUACCCUGUGCCACAUAAAUUCAUCAUGUUUGGCGACGGACACAAAAAUCCAAGCUACAGUCAGUUAGUAAACAUGAUCACAGUUGAUGUAUUUGAUGCUGCAGUGGGUGACAUUACAAUUGUAACGAACCGCACAAAGAUUUUGGAUUUUAGUCAACCAUACGCAGAUUCAGGGUUAGUGGUGGUGGUACAUGUGAAGAAGACAAGAUCGAUUGCUUGGGCUUUCCUGCGGCCAUUUACUCCCCUUAUGUGGGGAGUCAUAGCUGCUUUUUGCCUUGUUGUGGGAACCGUAGUGUGGAUACUAGAGCACAAAUUUAAUGAUGAAUUUCGUGGCCCGCCCAAGAAGCAGAUGUUCACAAUUUUAUGGUUUAGUUUCUCAACUAUUUUUGGAGCCCCAAGAGAAAACACAGUGAGCACAUUGGGUCGAAUUGUACUGCUUAUAUGGCUAUUCGUAAUCUUGAUAAUUACGUCGAGCUAUACUGCAAGCCUGACAUCGUUUCUAACGGUUCAACAGCUUUCCUCAUCUAUACAAGGAAUUGAAUCAUUGGUAACAAGCAAUGAUGCAAUUGGGUACCAGGUAGGCUCUUUUGCUGAGAACUACUUAUUUGAAGAAGUUAACAUUGCAAAGUCUAGGCUAGUUCCUCUUGGAUCACCAGAAGAAUAUGCUGAUGCCCUUGAACAAGGAAGAGUUGCUGCUGUGGUUGAUGAACGUCCAUAUGUGGAUCUGUUUUUAUCAACUUACUGCGGGUUCCAAAAAGUUGGCCUAGAGUUCACCAAAAGUGGAUGGGGAUUUGCAUUUCCGAGAGACUCCCCCUUAGCCAUUGACAUGUCAACGGCAAUCUUGCAAUUGUCUGAGAAUGGAGAGCUAGAGAAGAUCCGCAAGAAGUGGUUAAACAGAAAAGUCUGUGGGGGGCAGAGCUCUGCAGCAGAUUCAGAGCAGCAUCCAUUAAAGAGCUUUUGGGGUUUAUUCCUCAUUUCUGGAGUUACCUGCUGUUUUGCUCUGCUUGUAUAUUUCUGCUUGAUGUUGCACCAGUUCAAACAACAUUUUCCUGAAUUAACACAUGGUUCUACUAGUAGAACUAGAAUAUCAUAUUCGGUAAGGCUUAAAAAGUUCUUGUCUUAUGCGGAUGAGAAGGCAGAGAUAUCUGCAAAUAGGUUGAAAAGAAAGCGGAUGGAAAUGGAAAACCCUUAAUUCCAUUACCUUUCUCAUUUCGAAUUUUUGUACAUUCAAAUUAUUAUUUUUAUCAUGUAACAACAGAUAGCGUAGAGAACAUCUAGUGUUUGA
Messenger RNA from Solanum stenotomum, 2775 nucleotides. Its product is annotated as glutamate receptor 3.2-like. The record is from RefSeq and is a predicted model, not a curated record. Gene Ontology annotation, molecular function: ligand-gated monoatomic ion channel activity; signaling receptor activity. The transcript is spliced from 6 exons. The coding region runs from base 124 to 2682 and encodes 852 amino acids. Lineage: Eukaryota; Viridiplantae; Streptophyta; Magnoliopsida; Solanales; Solanaceae. Gene Ontology annotation, cellular component: plasma membrane.